CCAAAUUUCACAUUCGCUAAUCAAUCUGGACUCGACAUGCUCGAGACGACCUUGGUGGCUCUCCAAGACAUUACUUUGGAGAAGAUUUUUGAUGAUAAUGGAAAGAAAACUUUAGCCUCAGAGUUCCCACGGAUAAUGCAGCAGGGCUUCAUUUGUCUUCAAGGGGGUAUCUGCUUGUCAAGCAUGGGAAGGGCAAUAUCCUACGACAAAGCUGUGGCAUGGAAGGUUUUGAAUGAAGAAGAAAACGCUCACUGUAUUUGCUUCAUGUUUAUGAACUGGUCUUUUGUUUGAAACGCUUAGUCAGAACGUAGGAACAUGACCAUUAGAAUAGAUCAAAUUUUCCUGUAAGUUAGGUUUCAGAAACAGCCAAAAUAACCAAGAACUAAAUGAGCGAAGCAUAUUGCCCCUAAUGGCUCUUUCCUUAUCCUUUGUGGAAUCAGUUAUGUUCUUUUAUAUAACUAACAUUAA
This is a messenger RNA of Cucurbita pepo subsp. pepo (vegetable marrow), 468 nucleotides long. NCBI's taxonomy places the organism in Eukaryota, Viridiplantae, Streptophyta, Magnoliopsida, Cucurbitales, Cucurbitaceae. The record is from RefSeq and is a predicted model, not a curated record.